AAUCAUCACUUCACAUCUUUUAUUUCACCGAUCAAACUGAUCCAAAGUUAAAAGGAAACUUGGAGAGGCUGCAAACGAUGGGUGACGACCGGGCUUCUGUCCCCAGUGAACCCGAACCCAAGCCCAAACCCGUGUUGGUUGCCCAUACGCCACCACUCGCCGCCUCCUACAACGACCGGAUCCGCCCCCUGCUUGAUGCAAUCCACAGGCUGGGAAACGUCAUGGUCAUGGAAGAGGGCAUCCAUCUCCCCAUCAUUGUCGUCAUUGGCGACCAGUCCUCAGGCAAGUCGAGCGUCCUCGAGUCCCUCGCCGGCAUCAACUUGCCACGGGGGCAGGGCAUUUGCACGCGCGUCCCUCUCAUCAUUCAACUCCAGGACAUCCCUCAAGCCGAUCGCCCUGAGCUCUACCUCGACUUCAAUGGCAAAGUCGUCCCCACUGACGAGGACAACAUCGCCAAGGCCAUUAAUGAUGCCACUGACGAGAUCGCGAGUCAUGGAAAGGGUGUCUCGAACGCGCCGCUGAUUCUGGUCAUCAAGAAAUACGGCAUCCCGGACUUGACCAUGAUCGACUUGCCUGGAAUCACGAGAGUCCCCGUGAACGGCCAGCCUGAGGACAUCUACGAGCAGAUCUCGAAGAUGAUCAUGGAGUGCAUAAGGCGUGAGGAGAGCAUCAUCCUCAAUGUCUUGUCCGCGACGGUUGAUUUCUCCACUUGCGAGUCCAUAAGGAUGUCACAAAUGGUGGACAAGACCGGCAGGAGGACUCUGGCGGUCGUCACAAAGGCUGAUAAAGCUCCAGAGGGAUUGCUUGAGAAGGUGACGGCUGAUGAUGUCAAUGUAGGGCUUGGCUAUGUGUGUGUGAGGAGCAGGAUUGGUGCCGAGACCUACGAAGAAGCGAGGCAGGAAGAGGCGAAGCUGUUUGACACACACCCUCUGCUGUGCAAGAUCGACAAGUCCAUUGUCGGUGUGCCUGUCUUGGCACAAAAGCUAACGCAGAUUCAAGCCACCUUCAUUGCCAAGUAUUUGCCUGAGAUCGUCAUGAAGAUCAAUGACAAGCUGGACGCAAACCUCGCAGAGCUUGAGAGGAUGCCCAACAAUCUGUCCUCGCUCGAGGAUGCUAUGAUGGCCUUCAUGGAGAUCAUGGGGUCGGGGAAGGAAUCGCUGAGGAAAGUCUUUCUGAGAGGCGAGUUAGACGAGUACCUGGACGAGAAGGACAUGCACUGCACUGCCAGGCUGGUGGAGAUGCUGAACCAAUACUACAAUGAGCUCCGAAACUGCACCGAGAACAACCUGACGACUAACUUCUUGUUGGAGGAAAUAGGGGUCUUGGAAGAGGCCAAAGGGAUCGGCCUCCCGGACGUCCUCCCUCACGACGCCUUUUCUUUUUUUUUGCAGCAGAAGAUGAAGGCUAUAUCAAGCAAGCUUCCGAGUCUUGUGGUUCGCAUUUGGGACUACAUUGAGGGAGUUGUGAUUCAGGCGUUGAUGCAACACUCGGAGAAUUAUCCUCAGCUGCAGUCGUCGAUGAGAAGAGCGGUGUCUAGUCUGAUCAAGAAGAUGAAGGGGAAGAUGAUGAAUAGGAUGAUGAAGAUUGUAGAAAUGGAGAAGCUCACUGACUACACUUGCAGCCCUGAGUACCUGCUGGAGAGGGACAAGUUGAUGAAAGAGGAGGGCCUUUUCUUACGAUGCUAUACAAACUCGAUCAGCAUUAGCCUUGAGGGGUUCGGGUUCAGGGAUGUCAACGUGACCCAUCUGCAUAAUCACAACCGGCAGCUGAUUCAGCAGGCGUUCCAUCUGAAGAUGAGGAUGAUCCCAUACUGGAAGAUUGCGCUGAGAAGGUUUGUCGACAUGGUGGCGCUGCAUCUGCGGUUCAGCAUGCAGAACUUGGUGAACAAGGAGAUGGAAAGGGAGAUUAGGCGCGAGCUGAGCGGGCCUGGCAUCAAGAGGUUGAUGGAGGAAAAGCCGGAGAUGGUGGAGAAGCGUGAGAAGCUGAACAGGAACAUCAAGCUGCUGAGGGAGUCUGCGGAGGUGGUGGCCCAGUUCAUGAACCGGAUUGCUACCGAUGGCGAUUACAAUCGCUAAUUAGCGUCGUUGCUCUGUUUUUCUCUUUUUCUUUAUGGCUUGCGAGGAAUUCUGUGAGGAAAAGAUAUAUAUAUCAGCGUAUUCUUGUUAGGUUAGGAGGUUCUGUGUGGGAUUCUACUGAAGUCUUCAAUUAGCUUCCUAUGAAUAGUUCUUGAUGAUGUCCUAGUUCAGAUGGCCAUGUUUGUUGAUCUACCAGUCGGUUUCAGAAUGUUGUUUUUACUGGUGGUUUGUCUU
Eucalyptus grandis is the source of this 2309-nucleotide messenger RNA. Its product is annotated as dynamin-related protein 4C-like. Gene Ontology annotation, cellular component: cytoplasm; microtubule; membrane. Gene Ontology annotation, molecular function: GTPase activity; microtubule binding; GTP binding. Bases 78 to 2075 code for a protein of 665 amino acids. The record is from RefSeq and is a predicted model, not a curated record. Lineage: Eukaryota; Viridiplantae; Streptophyta; Magnoliopsida; Myrtales; Myrtaceae. The transcript has 2 exons.